GCUGCUGCCCCAGGCUGCGGCGAGCCCCCGAGCGGCGCCGGCGCCGGGCUCAGCCCCGGGGCGGAGCUGGCGGCGGCGCGGAGCAGAGGAGGCGGCGGAGAGGAGGCGCCGCGGCCGCCGCCCAGAGCCGGGGCUGGCGCGGGGCAGCGAGGCGCGGGCGGCGGAGCGGCGGCAUGCGGCGGGGCCGGGGCGCAGGGCUGGCGGGGCUGGCCGCGCUGCUGCUGGUGGCUGUGGGCAGAGCCCAGGUGCAGCAGGAGCCGUCGGCAGAGACCACCGAGGACACCGGCAUCGCCAUCAGCUGCUCACACCCCAGCAUACGGACAGAAGAAUCGAUAGUGUGGUACCGCCAGCUCCCGGGCCGAGGUCCCGCAUUCAUCACGAGCGGUCACAAAGGGUCCAGAGAGGUGCAGGACCCUCCGGGGCGGAUGUCGGUGGCGGCAGACCGCCGGUCCAGCGCCCUGUGGCUCGCCCGGCCCCGGCGCAGGGACGCGGCGGUGUAUUACUGCGCCGUGGGAGACACGGGGCUCGGAGCCGGGGCUGCGGCCGGGCACGAACCUCGGCGGCCGGCGCCGGAAAUGACCAUCCAGAGAGGACACAGCACAGCUCUGCGCUGCAAUUUCUCCACCAGUUCUGCCAGUUCCUACAUCUUCUGGUACCAGCAGCGCCAGACGCAGUCCCCUCAGAUGCUGCUGCAGGGAGUGCUCUUUGAUGAUGAGAAGCGCUCAAGAAAGCACCGCAGAGUGGACGUUUUCAAGGCCCUUCCAGAUAUCGAGCCUGUCCACAUCUCAAGCCUAUGUGUGGAGGAUAAUGCAAAGCUGGAGAACAUCCCCUUUGCUGCAGCCACCCAAAGAAUUCCCAUGGUGCGGGUGCGGUAA
Falco peregrinus (peregrine falcon) is the source of this 875-nucleotide messenger RNA. RefSeq lists its product as uncharacterized. The transcript has 5 exons. The record is from RefSeq and is a predicted model, not a curated record. NCBI's taxonomy places the organism in Eukaryota, Metazoa, Chordata, Aves, Falconiformes, Falconidae. The coding region runs from base 174 to 875 and encodes 233 amino acids. Gene Ontology annotation, biological process: response to bacterium.